GAUACUACUUGCCAUCCUUGUUCCAUGGUUUUAAUUGGAAUCUAGACCUUCGUAGACCUCUAAGGGAUGUGGAAUUAGAGGAGGUUGCUAACUUCUAGACACUCAAGGAGGUUUACCUUUCCCCUUUAAUUUUUCAACCCUCUUUUUCCUUAUAAUAUGAUUCAGUGCCCUUACAUUCCUACCUAAGGUAGGUUCUACAUACAUGUGAUCUUAUGCAAAAGAAGAAGAACCAAGAUUUCUUCCAUUCCUUUAAGCCUUAGCGUUCGUGAAAUCUUCAUCCACGUCAUUGUCUUCUUGGGCAUGCUGAAUAUGCUGCCCAGUACGCCUCUACCGUGCAACACUUGAACGUUAUGUGGUGUCAGCGCUUACGUCUGCUUACCAAAGGCAAAACUCUGUUCGCACCCUCGAACUCAUUGCCAACGUACAAAGUUUUCUCCCUCGGCAACGACAGGAUUUCUACGACACAACUAGCUAUGGGAAGGGAAGGUCAGGAGCGUGUCGACAAUACCAUGAAGAUGAAUCCGAAGGUAGAUAAGAUACAAGAGCUGAUAAGAAGCAACCCAAAAGGUGGUUGGGAAAAAUGUUGGGAGGAAGGACUAACACCAUGGGAUUUGGGGCAGCCAACACCUGUUAUUCUACAUCUUCUUCAGACGGAUGCAUUUCCCAAAGGCAGGGCUCUAGUUCCUGGAUGUGGUAGUGGCCAUGAUGUGUUUGCGAUUGCUAGUCCCGAAAGAUAUGUUGUAGGAUUGGAGAUAUCAGAAAUUGCCGUUAAGAAAGCAAAUGAGUUGUAUUCCUCAUUACCAAAUGCAAAUUACUUCGCCUUUUUGAAGGAGGACUUCUUCACUUGGCAUCCAACUGAGUUAUUUGAUCUCAUUAUUGAUUAUACGUUCUUUUGUGCAAUUGAGCCAUCUAUGAGAUCAGCUUGGGCAAGUCAGGUUCGAGAUAUCUUAAAACCAGAUGGAGAACUCAUAACUAUUAUAUUUCCGAUUAGUGAUCAUGUUGGUGGACCUCCAUAUAAAGUUUCAGUGGCUGACUACGAAGAGGUGUUACAUCCUCUGGGCUUCAAGGCUAUUUACAUGGCAGAUAAUGAGCUAGUAAUUGGACCUCGCAAGGGAAGAGAGAAGCUUGGAAGGUGGAAGAGGUAUUUAGGACAAUCUCUACUAUGAUUAAAGGCACCAUUAUGCUGUUGUGGGAGUAUUGUACACCUAUAAAGUAAUGAUUGUUAUUGGAAGUAAAUACUCCAUUCACUUGCACUGUGGAAGUGAAUUAAGCCAACUUAACUCCA
This is a messenger RNA of Nelumbo nucifera (sacred lotus), 1285 nucleotides long. RefSeq names its product S-adenosyl-L-methionine-dependent methyltransferases superfamily protein (gene HOL3). Gene Ontology annotation, molecular function: S-adenosylmethionine-dependent methyltransferase activity. Lineage: Eukaryota; Viridiplantae; Streptophyta; Magnoliopsida; Proteales; Nelumbonaceae. The record is from RefSeq and is a predicted model, not a curated record.